UACCUCAACCUAGGCAGGUAGUGCCCCACGGCUCCCACGGCUUAUAAUUCUUGGCUACGUUAUUUUAGGUAGGUAAAUGUGCCUGGCCUUUUUGUGCAGGAUCGUACGUUAGUGCUCGCCACCGGUAUGUAAUUAGGAUCCUACAACAAGGAAAAGGAUCAGAUAGGCCGCAUAGGUGCCGAUAGUACGUCGGCUUUAGCCUACCGGCAUCUGAGACAAGUUGCGAACCCGAAUCCGCAGUUGGGUAGUGAAGUCUACCUCUUAGUAUAUCAUCCCCCGCCGAUAUCUUAACAAGGAAGAGGCGCGAUAUAAAACAAAACGAUGGCUCACCCAGAGGACCCUAAACUUCUACCCGACCUCGUCGAUGAGAUUGCUGCGACGGAACCAGAGUCGCUCUAUGGAAAAUAUCCAGCUGAUCCGUCAAACUAUGAUGCCGGGUUUAAAGAUGUCACAUAUCGUCAACUAGCCAAUGCUAUAAAUGGAGUGGCGCGAUGGCUGGAGGACGAAGUUGGGCGGGGGGAUCCAGUGCGCACGCCUACCAUCGCGUAUAUCGGGCCUAAUGACUUUCGUUACGUCUUCGCCUUUAUAGGCGCUAUCAAGGCAGGAUAUAAGAUAUUUCUUACCAGUCCCCGCAACACUGUGGUGGCGCACUUGUCGCUACUAGAAAAUCUAGAAUGUAACAAGAUCAUCGUGUCCGGGGCGAAACCCCCCGCCGUAGAUGAAAUCUUGCAGAAGAGAGAGAUGCGGGUGUUGCAGAUGGCUGAAAUGGAACAUCUUCUUAACCAUCCUCAUGAGCCGUAUCUCUACCAGGCGACCCUGGAGAAGGCCAAACGGGAUGGGUGCUUCGUCUGCCAUACUUCUGGCACCACUGGAAUCCCAAAACCGUGCAUCUAUACUCACGAAUUUGUUCUGCGAAUAGCCAGGACGAUCUUGCUUGAGCCUCCAAGUGGCUAUACGCCCUUAUCAUCUUACAUGGGCCAUAAUACGCAUAUUCUCGUACUUCCUCUUUUCCACCCCGGAGGUGUCCAGCUUGGCAUUAUCAACGCCAUUUAUAACCGCUGUGUUGUGGUCAUCCCAUCAUGGCUAGGUCCCCCUUCGGUCGAGAGCCUCUUAGCUAUCUCACGCAAUGUAGAAGCCGAUUGGGCGAUGACGGCACCGUUUACCUUGGAAGCACUAGCUAAAGACGAGGCGAUGUUGGAUGAGAUUGCUUCUCGACUCAAGAUGAUUGUAUUUGCUGGAGGGGCCCUACCGAAAGUGCUGGGAGACAUCAUCGCAAAGAAGCUCCGACUGGCGAGCUUUUUAGGAUCAAGCGAAACCGGAGGGCUCCCAAUUAUAUAUCCGAACGAGCUGGACAAGGCGAAGGACUGGGAGUAUAUGGGAUUCCAUCCUACAAUUGGCGCCGUGCUUGAGCCUCUGACCGAGGAUACUUUCGAACUUGUCAUAGAGAAGUCGGAGGCCACCCUACCCUACCAGCCUGUCUUUGACAGAUACCCAGAGCAAAGCAAGUUCCACACUGGUGACCUAUUUAAGCAGCACCCUACGAUCCCUGGCAUGUGGGCGCAUGCAUCACGGGCAGACGACAUUAUUGUCUUCCUCAACGGCGAAAAGACAAACCCCGUUUCAUAUGAAAGUCACUUGAGCAAGCACCUGGAUAUCGAAGGAGCAGUGGUAUUCGGAAACCAGCGAUUUGAGGCCGGAGUGCUUAUAGAGCUUAAGGACAAAAGGGCGCUGUCACACGAGGAUAGGGAAGAAUGGGUUAAGAAGUUAUGGCAGACGAUCGAACAAGCCAACCAGGAAGCACCGUCGCAUGCUAGGAUAGCAGCAACGCACGUCAUAUUUUCGAAGCCCGAGAAACCGUUUCUACGAACACCUAAGGGCACUAUGAUGAGAAAGGCCACCCUCGAUCUCUACACCGAAGAAAUCAACAAACUGUAUAAAGAAUUCGAAUCUACGGACGUCGGGUCUUCUACCAAGGUGGACAGUCAAAUCGAUUUGGAUGAUCUAGAGGCCGUACUCGCCGCGGUGCGCGACGCCUGCGAAGAAUCUACGACACUUCACGGAAUAGGAAUAAAUGACGAUCUCUUGGCUCGCGGUAUUGACUCCCUUCAGAUCUUACGGUUAUGCCGAAACCUUAGGUCGAAAACCAAUGUCGAGAAUCUGAAACCGGUUACAAUCUAUUCGAACCCUACGCCUAUCGGAUUGGCCAAAGCAAUCCAGAGAGCAGCUAAAGGACAUGUUCAUCACGCAGGCGAGAAGGAUAAGAGUAGAGAAAGCCUGGAAGAAACCAUAGAUCUCUUCACACGCCGUAUCGACGAUUUAGCUGGGACUCAGUCCCAGGCGACAAGUGGACAGCAAGGUGAAAUUACUUCUCAUGUCUGUAUUGUGACGGGAACAACAGGUUCUAUAGGGGCUUACAUCCUACGGGCGCUCAUGGAGAAUGAUCGCAUUGGUACUAUCUAUUGUUUAAAUCGUGGCCCCGACUCGGCCUCAAGGCAGCGCAUCAAUAACGCACAAGUUGACCCUCAACUGCCCACGGAGUUUCCAAAAACUGUCCACUUCAUCGAAGCCGACCUGUCUCACGAGACUUUCGAUCUCGAGCCGGAACUGGUCAAGGCCCUAUCUUCGUCGGCUACGCUUAUCAUCCACAAUGCCUGGUCCGUCGACUUCAACCUCCCCUUGCCCGCGUUCGCGAAGCACCUCGCAGGCGUCGAGAACUUAUACAAGUUCUCUCUUCGAAGCGCUCACCGUCCGACGGUCAUGUUCCUGUCCUCCAUAAGUGCCGUCAUGGACUUGGCCAUCAGCUCUGGAAAACCGGUCCCAGAGGAGAUCUUCGAUGGCCUGUCUGUCCCGGCCGCGGCUGGCUAUGGAGAGAGCAAGUACGUUGCCGAGCGCGUGCUCAAACACGCCGCGGAAAAGCUACACGUACCUGUCAUAGUAGCGCGAAUUGGUCAGGUAUGCGGUGCAACUCGCAGCCCGGGACGAUGGAAUCCCAAGGAGUGGAUCCCGCGGCUCAUUGUUAGCUCUAUGCGUCUCGGCGCCAUUCCGGACUCCUUAGGGGCGUACGACACGGACGUUGAAGAUGUCGAUUGGAUUCCCGUCGACGUGCUCGCGGACGCCAUAAUUGAGAUUCUACUGAAGAGGGCUACUACUACUACUGCUGCUAUAUCAAGUGACGAGCUUCAGCUGAGCCGUCCUCAAGUCUACCAUCUCAUGAACCCAAAGCGCACGACCUGGGCUCAUCUGCUCCCUGCGAUCGUGGAAGUAUCCAAAGACUACAACAAGCUAGGGUCGGAUCGACGCGAGAGCGCCAACGCCAACGCCAACACCAACUCCAGCGCCAGCGUCAGCGUCAGCAAUACCCCGCUCUCGGUAGUCUCCCGCGAGGAGUGGCUGCAACGACUUCGCCAAUCCGCUAACAAGCUCGAGGCCCGCCAAGCCGACGAUCAACAGGGCGCAGCCAACAACAACAAAAACGACGAUGAUGAUGCUAGCCCGGCGCUAAGACUGAUCGACUUCUACGAAGACUACCUCGCGGGAAAGGUGUUCCCCGAAUUUGCGAUGGAGAACUCUAUCUCCGCAAGCGCCGCGUUACAACAGACCGCGAGCAUCAGCCGCCAGGACGUGGAGAGGUGGGUUCGGCUUUGGCACAAGUAGAAAUUUGGAAUUAAUGCUUGUCGGGUCUGCCAUCGGUACCUACAGCGUGGGAGAGAGAUGUACGAGCCUACGAGGUACCCCGGGAUAAGCAGAACUUAACUAUUUGAGUUUAGCCCUGGAUCUUGGAGGAUUUACCGCCGUGACGUCGAAGGAUAGACUAUGGAAAUAUGCAUAAUGCUAGCUUCACCCUAGGCAGUAAUCCAUUUGCCAAUCGGGCCAGAUAUGGGAGGUUACUAGGUUAAUAGUUUCGGUAGUUCUACACUAACUAGGGACACUAUCCGGACUAUAUAACAACGGAAACCUGUUAUCUCUGUAUGGCAUCUUUAGGUGAUUAUUCCGUACGG
Molecule: messenger RNA, 3998 nt
Organism: Daldinia caldariorum
Lineage: Eukaryota; Fungi; Ascomycota; Sordariomycetes; Xylariales; Hypoxylaceae
Product: acetyl-CoA synthetase-like protein
Exons: 2
Coding region: 322-3654 (1110 amino acids)
Source: RefSeq, a predicted model, not a curated record